This is a messenger RNA of Globicephala melas (long-finned pilot whale), 1617 nucleotides long. Its product is annotated as signal transducing adapter molecule 1-like. Gene Ontology annotation, molecular function: ubiquitin binding; phosphatidylinositol binding. Gene Ontology annotation, cellular component: ESCRT-0 complex. Gene Ontology annotation, biological process: protein transport to vacuole involved in ubiquitin-dependent protein catabolic process via the multivesicular body sorting pathway. NCBI's taxonomy places the organism in Eukaryota, Metazoa, Chordata, Mammalia, Artiodactyla, Delphinidae. The record is from RefSeq and is a predicted model, not a curated record.
AUGCCUCUCUUUGCUACCAAUCCCUUCGAUCAGGAUGUCGAGAAAGCAACUGGUGAGAUGAAUACUGCUGAGGACUGGGGCCUCAUUUUGGAUAGCUGUGAUAAAGCCGGCCAGUCUCCCUUGUGGGCAGCUGACCUCAGUGGACACCAUGCAGACCUACGGUCUAUUAUGAGGAGGGUGAACCAUAAAGAUCCUCAUGUUGCUAUGCAGGCUCUGACUUUUCUAGGAGUAUGUGUACCAAAUUGUGGCAACAUGUUUCACUUAGAAGUACGUUCAAGAGAUUUUGCUAGUGAAGUAAGCAAUGGAUUAAACAAGUGUCACCCUGAAGUGUGGGAAAAAUUAAAGGCUCUUAUGGUUGAAUGGAUGGAUGAAUUUAAGAAUCAUCCACAGCUUAGUCGACUCUCAGCAAUGGUUAAUAACCUUAAGGAACAAGGUGUUACGUUUCCAGCUAUUGGCUGUCAGGCUGCGGAACAAGCAAAAGCAAGCCCAGCUCUUGUAGCCAAAGAUCCUGGUACUGUGGCUAACAAAAAAGAAGAUCUAGCGAAAGCCAUUGAGUUGUCACUGAAGGAACAAAGGCAGCAGUCAACCACCCUUUCCAGUUUGUAUCCAAGCACAUCUAAUCUCUUAACUAACCACCAACACGAAGGCCAAAAAGUUCGUGCUGUAUACGACUUGGAAGCUGCUGAAGAUGAUGAACUUACUUUUAGAGUAGGAGAAAUUGCUACACGAAGCCCUGUUACAGUUCUUGAUGACAGUGACCCCAACUGGUGGAAAGGUGAAACCCAUCAAGGCCUGGGGUUAUUCCCCUCUAAUUUUGUGACUGCAGAUCUCACUGCUGAACCAGAAAUGAUUAAAACGGAGAAGAUGGUACAAUUUAGUGAUGAUGUUCAGGUAGAAACGAUAGAACCAGAGCCAGAACAAGCCUACAUGGAUGAAGAUAAAAUGGGCCAAUUGCUGCAGAUGUUGCAAAGUACGGAUCCCAGUGAUGAUCAACCAGAUCUGCCAGAGUUCCUUCAUCUUGAAGCCAUGUGUCACCAGAUGGGACCUCUCAUUGAUGAGAAGCUGGAAGAUACUGAUAGAGAACAUUCAGAGCUCUCAGAACUCAGUGUUAAAGUGAUGGAGGCCCUGUCCUUGUAUACCAAGUUAAGGAAUGAAGAUCCAAUGUAUUCCAUGUGUGCAAAAUUACAGAAUCAGCAGUACUAUAUUCAGUCACCUGGUGUUUCUGGUCCUCAGGUGUACCCAGGCCCUCCUCAGCGUGGAGCUUACCCGGUCACAGGGAACGCACAGAUGGGCCAGCUCCAGAGCUACAGCCUUCCCCUGGAGCAGCUCUCUUCUCUCAGCCAAGGAACAGUGCCACUGCCCGCGCAGCAGGCCCAGGCUUCCUACCUCAACACAACGGGCAGUUCUGUUCAAGGGAGCACGUAGCCCAGCCAGGCUUCAGUGGACAGUCCUCCUCCUGCCGCCGCUGCCGCCCCCGUCGUCAUGAUAUGCCAGAACGCGGGGACCAGCCUGUCCCAGGUGCCGAACUAUACUUUCACAUCAGCGCUGCCCCAGCCCAGAGGCAGCUAUCAGCCACCUCCGCCCCAGCAGCCGUACUCGCAGAAGGCCCUGCUAUAG